Messenger RNA from Chara braunii, 779 nucleotides. Lineage: Eukaryota; Viridiplantae; Streptophyta; Charophyceae; Charales; Characeae. The record is from the annotation of a GenBank genome assembly.
ACCGGUGGGACAGGGAAGGUGGAGGAGGGGCCGAAGAUGGAAAACGGUGGGAAACGGAAAAUGGAAGGGGGGGCUUCACAAUUUGAUCAGAAGGUACGGAGAACGGUAUUCCUAGACGAGAUUGCUCCACAGGUUACGGUACCCAUAAUGCAGAGUGCACUUUCCCAAUUUGGAAAGGUGGCAAGUAUCAAGUUGCUGCACCAUCCCCUGAGUGCACUUGUCCCACAAGGGUGCGCUCUGAUAGAGUUUUCGAACGAGGAACAAGCAAUGCGUGUAGCGGCAACCACUCGCAAGAACCUGUUGAUGGUGGGUGGCAUGCCUCGUCCUGUCCGUGUGCGCAUGGCCUCUAAGUACAUGUUCGAUACUGCAGAGGUCGAGAGAUCGAACCUCCAACAACAACAACAGCAGCAGCAAGCUUCAUCGCCGCAGUAUGAGCAGCAACAGAAGCAGGAGGACAAGGAGAAGGCAAAGCAGGACGAAGAAAGGCCAAAUAAGUGGAGAAUGCGCGUGCUGAGUCCGGGCGAUCCAAAGAUGGAGAAGGCACAGAAAAUAAAGGCGGUCAGAGCGAGACAGGCGGCAGAGAUGAAGAUGCUGCUGGAAAAGCACGAGGAACAAAGGGCUGAGCUUCAUAGAAGACAGGAGAACCAUUGGGAGGAUGAGCACAAGAAACUGGAAAUGAUUGUCAAAGCAGGCAAACAUCAUGGUCUGGACGAGUUGCGUUCUUUCUUUGGCAUGGGACCACCACAGAAGCUCUGACUCUGAGAGCGCAAUAUCAACGG